AUGAAUCCUGCUUGGCAAGCUGCAAUGACACAAGAAAUUAAAGCAUUACAUUCUAAUAACACUUGGGACUUAGUCCCUCUACCAGCUGGUAAAAAAGCACUAGGGUGCAAGUGGGUGCACAUAAUUAAACACAAAUCAAAUGGGGGUGUUGAGAGAUUCAAGGCAAGGCUGGUUGUAAAAGGGUACACACAACAAGCUGGAAUAGACUACACUGAAACCUUUUCUCCAGUUGUUAAGAUGACUAUAGUGAGAGGGCUAAUUGCAACAGCAAUUAAAAAAGGGUGGCAGCACUUUCAACUGGAUGUGAAUAAUGCAUUCCUUCAUGAGACCUUCAUGAAAAAGUGUAUAUGGAUGUACCUCAUGUACUUUUCAAUGCCUUAUCCUCUUGAUCCUUCAAUCAAGUUAAAGGUAUAUGAGGGUACCCUGCUUCCAGAUCCAACAUAUUAUAGAAAGUUGAUUGGUAAACUGAAUUUCCUUACUAAUACUAGACUCGACAUUGCUUGUAGCGUGCAAUACUUGGGUCAGUACAUGCAAAGUCCUAUAGAUCCUCACCUGGAGGUUGCAUUUCAUGUGCUAAGAUACCUCAAAGAAGAUCCAAACUUGGACAUCUUUCUUUCUAAUAGUGACGAGUGA
Molecule: messenger RNA, 633 nt
Organism: Nicotiana tabacum (common tobacco)
Lineage: Eukaryota; Viridiplantae; Streptophyta; Magnoliopsida; Solanales; Solanaceae
Product: putative mitochondrial protein AtMg00820
Source: RefSeq, a predicted model, not a curated record